CUACCGAGCUCAAGUGGCUUCGUGAAGCGUGUGCUUGCUUGUCUGCGUUGGACUCGGUUGGCUUCGAUUCCCUGGAUUCCCUGGAUUUCGAGGUUCAGGAGCUUGGAGGAUUGCAGAAGAAGAUUUUUUUUUUUUUUUUUUUUUUUUUUUUAAUUUUCAGAUUGUGGGUUUUUCAUUUUGUUUUUCGAGGCUCUGAGGGGUGUGGAGCAAUGGCGUCUUGCUCCUCGUACUGCCAGCAUGUGUCGUCGUCAGCUGGGGUGAGGGGAUUGGCAACAAGCAGGUGUAAUGUGGUGCACGUCGGAGCUGGAAGAGUAGGCAUUCAAAUGGCUGCAGGAAUAUUGCAUCUCCGGGAGAAGAGUAUGACAGUUUGUGGAGAGAAGUUGGAGAUUUUGAACCCUCAUUGUCACAGGAAAUGGAGAAGAGGGAGCUGUGGUGGUGCAGUGGCUUUGUCUGCAAACGCUCUUGCAGCGCAGUUCGAUGAAGUAGUCGCGGAAAAAAGCGAUUCGCCUGUGAUUUUGGAGGUGCAGGGUUUAACAGCCGUAGUGUCAGACACGCGGCAGGAAAUUCUGAAAGGGGUGGAUCUUGUGAUUCGCGCUGGAGAGGUGCACGCAAUCAUGGGAAAGAACGGCUCAGGGAAGAGCACGCUAUCUAAGGUUCUAGUUGGGCACCCAGACUACGAAGUGACGGGGGGAACUGCCAUAUUCAAGGGAGAGAAUCUUCGCGAUAAGGAACCCGAGGAGAGAAGUCAUUGUGGGUUGUUUUUAAGUUUCCAGUCUCCAGUUGAAAUUCCUGGAGUGAGCAAUAUGGACUUUCUUCGAAUGGCUUGCAAUGCUCGGCGAAAAGCACAAAACCUUGAAGAACUUGGUCCACUUGAGUUUUAUGGAUUUGUUGCUGAGAAGCUUGGAGCUCUCAACAUGGACCCAAAAUUUUUGGACCGUAAUGUCAACGAGGGCUUCAGUGGAGGAGAGAAGAAGAGGAAUGAGAUUUUGUAAUUAUCAGUACUUGAAGCGGAUAUGGCAAUAUUGGAUGAAAUUGACUCUGGCCUGGAUACUGAUGCCCUACGAGAUGUUGCAACGGCAGUUAUUGGUUUGAAGAAGGAUGAUAACGCUAUCCUCAUGAUCACUCAUUACCAGCGAUUGUUGAACUACAUUGCUCCAACCUACGUACAUAUUAUGGUAACAUAACGUCCCAUAGCAACUCUACGUUAGCAGUUGGAAACUAUAAAAAAAAAAAACCAAUUUUUUCUUUUUUUAAUAAUUUUAGCCGUGUGGCAAGCAAACUCAUCUGUAGUUGAUUUUGAGUCGGGAACACCUGUUAACUUGUGUCUAAUGAAGAACCGUAGUUGAUUUUAAGGUAUACAUUUCUGGGGUUUGACCCGGACCUGCUAGCUGUAGAUUCGAAACCAGUAAGAUUGUUCCUACUUACAAUCUAGUUCGUUUCUGUUGGAGGAGGCUGGACGGAUCAUGCAAACUGGAGAUAUGUCAUUAGCAGCACAACUUGAAGCGGGUGGCUACAACGCUGUUCAAAGGUUGAUAGCAAGUAAUUAAUCACAGCAUGUUAAUUGUGCAGUCUAGAUUGCUGCAAAUGUACACUGGGCUUGCAUAAAUGGUAGGUACUUCUGUUUAUGAAAUGUAUCAUCGCAGUUUUGUCAUCCACGAAGCAUCUUCACAUACUAGUACCUUCUUUACUA
Molecule: messenger RNA, 1690 nt
Organism: Physcomitrium patens
Lineage: Eukaryota; Viridiplantae; Streptophyta; Bryopsida; Funariales; Funariaceae
Product: ABC transporter I family member 6, chloroplastic-like
Molecular function (GO): ATP hydrolysis activity; ATP binding
Source: RefSeq, a predicted model, not a curated record